CUGGCCUGGUCGCGCACUCGCGCAAAGGAGGAGCGCGCGCCAGGCAGCGCCAUGAAGUCCGCGGGUCACGUCACGCGCGUCCGGGCGCUUCCUUUGCCCACCGUAACUUGACUCGAGUCCUCCACGCGUGUUUUUCAAGCGUUUUCUCUCGGGUGGGGACUUUCCCCGGAUGGAGGCGAACUUUGCGCCCCGCAGUGGUUGAUGUCGGGCAGCCCGUCGAACAACGGCGGCGUCCGCACGCUGGCGUCGCCGGAGCGGCGGGUGGAGUUCGUGGCGCUCACCGCCGUGCACGCGGAGCGCAGCGAGCCGUCCACCCCCGAGCGCGGCUUGCCGUCGCACCGCACCGGGCUGCUGGGCACGCCGCUGCCCGGACCGCCGGGCCCCCGGGCGGGCGGCGCGUCCCGGACCGCCAAGCGCUUCCGAAAGCUGCAGAACUACUUGUACAACGUGCUGGAGCGGCCGAGGGGAUGGGCGUUCAUCUACCACGUCUUCAUCUUCCUGCUGGUGUUCAGCUGCUUGGUGCUGUCCGUCUUCUCCACCAUCCCCGAGCACCAGGGCGUCGCCAACCAGGGACUCUUCAUCCUCGAGUUUGUGAUGAUCGUGGUGUUCGGCCUGGAGUACUUCAUCAGGAUCUGGGCGGCCGGCUGCUGUUGCCGAUAUCGCGGCUGGCAGGGACGGCUGCGAUUCGCCCGCAAACCCUUCUGCGUCAUCGACUUCAUCGUGUUUGUGGCGUCGCUAGCGGUGAUCGCGGCGGGCACGCAGGGCAACAUCUUCGCCACGUCGGCGCUGCGCAGCAUGCGCUUCCUGCAGAUCCUGCGCAUGGUGCGCAUGGACCGGCGGGGCGGCACCUGGAAGCUGCUGGGAUCUGUGGUCUACGCUCAUAGCAAGGAGCUGAUCACGGCGUGGUACAUCGGCUUCCUGGUGCUCAUCUUCGCCUCCUUCCUGGUCUACCUGGCCGAGAAGGACAACACUGACUUCAGCAACUAUGCAGACUCCCUCUGGUGGGGCAUUAUAACGUUGACCACCAUCGGUUACGGCGACAAGAUCCCUCGCACGUGGCUGGGUCGUCUCCUGGCUGCCGGCUUUGCUCUCCUGGGCGUCUCCUUCUUUGCCCUGCCCGCUGGAAUUCUGGGCUCGGGUUUUGCCUUGAAGGUACAGGAGCAGCACCGACAGAAGCACUUCGAGAAGAGACGCAUGCCCGCCGCCAACCUAAUACAGGCGGCGUGGCGUCUGUACUCGACUGACGCCAAACACUCGUACCUGACGGCCACCUGGUAUUUCUACGACAGCAUGCUGCCUUCCUUCAGAGAACUGACGCUACUGUUCAGUCACCUCCAGCGGCAGCGGAACGCCACCAAGAGUGCGCCGCCGCCACCGUACAGCGCCAACUACCACCACACGCCGCUGUCAGGGCUGCGGCCCUACAGCGCCCCCUAUAUGUCGGGGGACAGGAAGCCCAAAGCGCCGCGCAGUCAAGUCCUCGCUAAAAAGCGAGGCCUCUUCCGGAUUCAUGCCGGACGCAAGCAGAGCAGCAGCAAACUCGGCUUCCGGGACAGGAUCCGGAUGAACAGCUCUCGCUCGGCACAGACGAUCCGGAACAAGGCGUCGCCGCAGCCGCCCGGCCCGCCGGGCGUGCAGCGCACGCCCAGCCAGGAGAACGUCCCCGAGGCGGCCAGCCCCGGGAAGGUGCAGAAGAGCUGGAGCUUCAACGACCGCACUCGCUUCCGGACGUCUCUCCGGCUCAAAGCCCGACCCCCCGCCGACGGUACGCCGUCGAUUUCCGCAGCAAAUUCCGGCGCCUUCCGCGCGUACUCACCCACGGGAAUGUGUUCCGUGCCAGCGGAGGGUCUGGGCGAGGACGGCGCGGAGGACAGAGGCUACUGCGACGUGGCCACCGACGAGGUCAUCCCCGCCGUCAAGACGCUCAUCCGAGCCGUCAGGAUUUUGAAGUUCCUGGUGGCCAAGAGGAAGUUCAAGGAAACGCUGCGUCCGUACGACGUGAAGGACGUCAUCGAGCAGUACUCGGCCGGACACUUGGACAUGCUGGGCCGCAUCAAGAGCCUGCAGAUGCGGGUGGACCAGAUCAUCGGGCGAGGCGCCAUCCAGCCCGACAAGAAGGCGCGGCCCGAAAAGGGCGAGAAGACUCCGCCGGACCUGGACUCUCUGGACGAGCUGAGCAUGAUGGGACGCGUGGUCAAAGUGGAGAAACAGAUCCAGUCCAUCGAGAACAAGCUGGACCUGCUGCUCAGCUUGUACUCGCAGUGCCUGAAACGAGGCUCGUCGUCGCAGCUGGCCGACCUGACGUCGGACUACCACAGCCCCACGGACCAAAGAGACCUCUUCCCCUCCGCCAACAUGCUCUCGCAGUCCGACAGCGCCACGUUGGAGUCCUAGCCAGAAUUGUUGUUUUUAACCCUUCCGGAGGGCUCCGCUGGACUGAGAGCCGCCCAUGCACGCCUCUUGAGGGUCAACACUAGCUUGCAAAAAUAGGAGUCUCGUUGACUCCCUCGAGGUACAGUGAAUAGAAAUCGCACAACUAUGGUCUCAAGGGUAUCAAAACAAAGGUACUUUUUUUUUUUUUUUUUUUUUUUAAGGAUACUGUGAUGAAUGUAAGGCUCUUAGCCCACAUGCGAAAGAAAAGAAAUGACAAAAAAAAAAACAUCACUCCGUGUUUGGCAUCGUGCACGCCGGGGCCAUGUUUACGUGUUUGCGGCAUUGCGAGACGCGACUUGUUGCAUGCGGAAGAAGAAACCCGUUAAAAAGGAGACGUGCGCCUUCCGUCGCGCCGCCGCCAUUUUCUCGUUGGAGGCUCACGCGUCGAUUCCGUUUCCUCGUUGUCAAUACGACCGCAAAAUCAAGGAAAUGUGCAAAACAUUUUUGAGCACAAGCACCAGUUGACUAGGUUUCCACUGGUCAUAAUAUUAGGCACACUUGCACAGUUUCAUCUGGCGAUCCAAUACGAUAAUUCUGGCGUCACGAAUAUCAAAAUGCUCUAGUAAACACCACGCCUCAAUUAAUUGCUAUGUGGUUCGUGUCUUACUUUAUUUAUCAAUGCUUAAGUGAUCAAAUGAUUUUUAAUUAAGCAAAUUAACAUGGUUCAAAACAGUAUGCCUUUGUUCAAUACCUUACCCUGAAUAAACUCCCGAUACACUGAGCAGUUCAGUAAAUAAACACCCUCCCAGCAAGUAUUUUAGAAGGAUUUUAGUUAGGUGCAUGUGUGAAAAGUGCUGAUUUUUUUAUUUUAUUAUUUUUAUUUUUUUUAUGAAGGCCUCCUCUCUAAUGAACACAUUACCUACAAUAAAAAAGACCGGGUGGUGGGGCGAGUUCCCAAAAAAGUAUAUAUAUAUAUAUAUAUAUAUAUAUAUAUUUAUUUAUUCCCCCCCCCCCCUUCAUAUAAACGUCAGAAGUUGAGUAAAAAAACGCUGAGAAUCAAGAAUCAAGGCAGGAUGAUUUCAUUGGAUCGCCUAAUUUUGUUGUCCAGGUGUGCCUAAUGAAGUGUACGUGACCUACGUAGCUCACCAGGCAUGCCGCUGGAGGGCGCCACAAGCGCACGUGAGCGAGCAUUGCCUGCCUGGAUGCGUUUUGCAUGUCUCUCGCUCUCGGUCUCUCUCUCUCUCUCUCUCUCUCUGUUCAUCUCUCUCUCUCUCUUUUCCUUUCCCCGUGCACGUUCUCUCGCUCACGACGUCACCCCCGCACUGAUUUGCCGCCAUUUUUGACAUUCCAGCUCCGCACAGUCCUCGGAAUAGCGAUCUCACACACUGAACAAAGCAAUAAAAUGCUAAGCUAGCUAAGCUAUGCUGAGACAGUCUUCCAACUUCUUCCAGCGAUGGAAGCAGUUUUUUUUCCGCACCCGAUGAUGAUGAUGAUGAUGAUGAUGAUGUCGUGCAUCUGCUGAGAGUAGAAUUAGCUCACUUGACUAACUUAUUAAUUUAUUUGUUUCAAUAAAAGAUCUUUAGACUGUA
Molecule: messenger RNA, 3962 nt
Organism: Phyllopteryx taeniolatus (common seadragon)
Lineage: Eukaryota; Metazoa; Chordata; Actinopteri; Syngnathiformes; Syngnathidae
Product: potassium voltage-gated channel subfamily KQT member 4
Exons: 15
Coding region: 202-2394 (730 amino acids)
Biological process (GO): transmembrane transport; potassium ion transport
Cellular component (GO): membrane
Molecular function (GO): voltage-gated potassium channel activity
Source: RefSeq, a predicted model, not a curated record